AUGAAUGGUCCAAUAAAGCUAACAUCAACGCGGGUGGUGGACAACCGGAGACAGAUCUACAUCACACCUGAAGCGGAGAGGAUCAUCUCCAACCUCCAGCCUCGCUCCGUGGACGUGGUGGCAGUGGUGGGGCCGAUGAGGAAGGGAAAGUCCCAUUUUGCCAAUCUCCUGUGCAAAAGGAAGUCUGGAUUCCCGCUUGGAGACGAAAUGGAGUCGAAAACAAAGGAUUUCUGGUUCUGGAUCGGUCCCCACCCCGUUCAGACCAACCGGUAUCUGAUGGUUGUCGACACUGAAGGCCUCGGUGACUACUCUGAAGAGGAACAGAACGAGAAAGAUAUGAAGUAUCUGGUUUUGGCCACCCUGCUUUCAAACCACCUGGUCUUCAACCUCCAGGGUAACCCAGACCACAGCUUUGUUUCUCAGCUCAGGUUGAUGGGGGAUCUCGCAGAGCAUGUCCGUGUUCAGAAAGAUGGUAACGACGUAGGGAACAAUCUUGGCAACCACUUCCCUGAGCUGUGGGUGGCCGUGCAAGAUGCGCAUCUUAAACCUCCUCAAAGGAACGGAAGACGCCUAUCCCCUGAUGAGUUCCUGGAGGACAUGUUGGAGCGAAAAGACGGUCACACGAAAUCAAUCCGUUCUCACAACGAGAUGACUGAAGCAGUGAAGGCGUUCUUCCCGAAGCGGCAUCUUCGACUUAUUCCUGCACCUUCCAUUGACUCCGAUAUUCUCAGCAACCUUGACAGAGCAGGGGAUGACGCUCUACAGACAGAUUACAAAGACACCGUUGACAACUUCACCCGUGAGAUCUGGAACUCCGGCAUGGUGAAGAGGGUCAACGGGGAUGACAUAAGAACCACCGGUCUUCUUCAUAUCAUGCGGUACUACGUCAACGCCAUCAACGACCCAAACGCUCUGCCGUCAGUCCUCGGUGCUUACGAGGCCAUGGCAGAAGGAGAGUACAGUCGGGCUUUCGAAGAUCUGAUGAAACAGUUCCAGGAGACUGUUGAGAAAACAGUGAAACCACUGAUGCCGACUGACGAGGAGGCCUGUAACAGGCGCAUUAAGACUGCAGCGGAGGGUGCAGUCUCCAAGCUGUCUGCAGACGUGGGGAAGUGGGACAAAGUUGGAACGUGGAAGAAACGUCUUCAGAGGAAACUCGACGCAGAGCGUAUUGCCCUGGUCAAGCUUAACAGCGACAAAUCUAAGGAACUCUGUGAGGCGAUCAUCAAAGAAGUCGACCAGCAGGUCCGACAGAAAGUGGGGAGGGGCGAUUACAACAGAAUCGAUGGAUUCAAUACUUACGUUAGAGAGAUGGAUGCCGUAUACAGCGCCUACAGGCAAAAAGCUUCUGGAAAAGGCCCGGCAGUUGAGAAAGUACUGGAGACCUUCCGCGCCACGGAGAUGACCAGGAGGGACACGAUCAGGGACACUGAUGACAAACUAGUGGAGGAAGAUCGUCGGGUAAAGGAAGAGCAGAGAAUGAAACAAGAGGCCGGGGCAGCAGCAGAAAGAGCCGUUGAGAAGGAAAAAGUGGCGAAAGCUGAAGCAGCGAGGGCCGCCGAGGCACAGAGGCGUGCUGAAGCCGAGAGGGAUGCGGAAGCAGCGAAGAGACGGGCUGCAGAGGCUGAAGCUGAAGCUGCCAGACAAGCACGGAGAGAGGAGGAACGGAGAAAUAUUCUGGAAAUCGUUCUGGAUCUUUUUGGCCUUUGAACAUGCAUUCGUGCUGAAGUGGCAAAGUAGCAAGAUGCAAUUGUAGUUGUCAAUCCUCAGGGUGAUAUUUAGAACAAUUUGAUUACAAUACGAUGCAACUGCGAAGGUAAACACACCUACAUAGAUAAGGAUUGAUAUAUAAUGGGUUAUUACGCACCAUUGCACUGUUGAAGAUAACGUCAGGUACUUAAUGAUACCUUGAAAGGUAAGCUGUUCUCCUCCAAUUAAAAAUAUUAGAGUCAAGGUUCCUUUAAAAACGAUUGGCAUAUAUGUAUUGUAAUGCUAUACUUUACAAGGUAGUACAAAUAUACUUAAAGCAAUGUUCGUCCAGCAGUUUUUAACGUCAUUGUAUUCUGACGAAAUUAUACCAUUACUGCGAAACCAGGACAGUUCUAAUUAAAACUUGACAUGUUACUUUACGUAUCUCGAUACAUUGUAAGAUUGGUAACUGUUACCCUCUGCCCUUGUAUGAUUUUCCUCAGAUCUUUCAUGUUAUGUUGCUGUAGAGCGCUUGGUGGAAAAUAAAUUAUAGAAUGCUAAUGUGCACUCAGUGCUGUCGAUUUAUGUCAUUUUUUUGUAAGAAUAGCCGCGCAAAGAACAAUCUGUAAUCAAAGUGGCAUAUAUUCGAGUGACAAUAUAAACUGGCAGAUCGGAUAAUGUACAAUAAAACGUUUCCAUUUGGAAUUUU
Branchiostoma floridae (Florida lancelet) is the source of this 2398-nucleotide messenger RNA. Its product is annotated as guanylate-binding protein 5-like. The record is from RefSeq and is a predicted model, not a curated record. The transcript has 9 exons. Bases 1 to 1710 code for a protein of 569 amino acids. Gene Ontology annotation, molecular function: GTPase activity; GTP binding. NCBI's taxonomy places the organism in Eukaryota, Metazoa, Chordata, Leptocardii, Amphioxiformes, Branchiostomatidae.